Peromyscus maniculatus bairdii (prairie deer mouse) is the source of this 1644-nucleotide messenger RNA. It is a transcript of the gene Spmip7, whose product is annotated as sperm microtubule inner protein 7. Gene Ontology annotation, biological process: spermatogenesis. The record is from RefSeq and is a predicted model, not a curated record. NCBI's taxonomy places the organism in Eukaryota, Metazoa, Chordata, Mammalia, Rodentia, Cricetidae.
UUGGUUUUUUUUUUUUAUUCUGCCCUCUUUCUGUACUUUCCUAUCACUCCUUCACCAGAAAAAAAAAUACCUUAAGAUAAAAAAAUUACUAACAUUUAGAAAAUUGAAUUAAUAAUUUUAUGCUAGAUCUUCCAUUACUGGAAAUAUGGGUUCUUAAUAGUUAAAGAGAAAAGAAUUAUCAAAAGAAUUUAAUUCACAAUCCUCAAAAAUGAUGAGAAAUUCCAUGGAUAUGGAGGUUAAGAACCAACCCGGAAAGAUUAGUGUCUCUAAAAGGUUCAUCUUCUCAGGAGCAAAGGCUAUUGAGUAUCCAGAUUACCCACAUUACCAUGAUCUCUUACGGAAAAUGAACAUGCCCUUUGUGAAAGGACUUGAAGACAGACAUGACUAUGGCAGAUUUGAAAAGAAAUGCAACCCUGCGUUUUUAAAGUUCCAUCCUUAUCCCCCUUCAGUCCUGCCAGACUGUCAUGUGCACUACCCUUAUCCCCCACCAUAUGGACAGGCAUAUCCAUUGUUUCCACUUCGUGAUGAUGUGCCCUUAGGUGAUCCCUGCUCGGGAUUCCUGAGUGCUGGUGCUGAUGCUGAUUUAAAGCCUGGCAUUGGCAGAGCCAUACCAAACCUGGUGAGUUUCAGUGAUGUGAAACCUCAAAAUCGAGUUCCUAGGCCAGACAAAGGAUUUCAAACAACAAUAAAAAGGCAAACAAUACUAUCAGAAGAGCUACAACAGAGCAGGAAAUGGAAUUCCAGGAAAGUAUCAGACGUUUCCAUCAGGGCAAAACUUGGAGGUUGGACAAGCCCUCUGAAAGUUACUCCUUUACCAGCUCAUGAGAACAAAAGAAGCUCAUUAGGUCUCAUACUUUCCUUUGAUGAGAAGACAACAAGUACAGAUAACAGUGAAUCACUUGUCCAGCCAGACAAGAAAUAUAAUAUAAAGGAUGCAUUUUACAAAUCCUCAACACAGAAAGCGUUUGAAACUGUUCCUUGGGACAAACUGAUACCACCAAAACUUGAUCCAGAGGAAACAACAGUGGAAAGGGCUGCAGACCUCAUCUCACAGUGUUUCACCCUGAAAAGAUAUGAAAGAGUGCCCGCCAUAACCCAGAUGGUCGGAGGACUCUGGGACAGAUUUCAGACGAGAUUGUUCUCAGCGCCAGUCAAACCAAUCAAUUUUGUGAGUCCAAGUUCUAGGAGUAAAUACAUCCCUCUCUAUACUGGUCAUGUGCAGAGUACAAACGCUGACGAUGUGGACAACCCCUACGGAGAUAUCACAUCGGUGGCCAAGCCUCGGCACUCUAAACUGCUCUAUACAAACACAAGUUGUGCGGCGAAUAUUCCAGGAUACACCGGCAAGGUUCAUUUCACAGCCACCCACCCAACAAAUUCUAAUAUUCCAUCAACAACCCCAUCACCAGAUUCAGAGAUGAGUCGCAUUUUACGACAACAAAUGGAAAUUGACUGCUUCCGUCACCAGGCCCCAAUGUCUCGAAUGGUCACAACUGUGAAGCCUUACAACCCCUUCAGGAUUGGGAAAAAAACCCUUGAGUACUGAAGGAGACCACACCCCUGAAAGACUUCUGAGCCCCAGCUUUCGGGGGGGGGGGUGUGCACAGUGAUGGAGAAACAAAAGAAUACAGAAUGGUCUAACUA